GUCAUUUUGUGUCUUUUUUUGGAUACUGCCUCCAGCUGCCCCCAGGUAAUUUGACUUUGAGACCCCUCUACAGCUCUACAGGGCCGGAAUAAAACAUGUUUUCAUAAAGAGUGCUGAUGAUUUUCUCCAUGUGAGCCUAUAAUUCCAGCUGCUGAAUACAAAAGCAUUCCCACUUGCAGGUGAAGUUUGAAGGUAAACACGAUGCCACCUUAAGCUGACUCCACCUUCAGUGGUCUAAGCUGUAUAAAGAAGCUAGAAUCUGUUUCUCCCUCUCUCACUAAAAGUCUUAUGCAGGAUCCGAUAUCGCCUUCAUCUCAGGAGGGUUGAGCCUGCCGACACAGAGGGCCUUCUAUCCCACAGAGCCCUGGAAGAGAGUCCUGUUCAGCUCCUUCUCCAUCCCCGGCUCCAGCCAUGUACUCUGCAGGUUUGGAGCUCCUCGGGAUGAUCCUGGCGGUGGCGGGCUGGCUGGGGGUGAUGGUGGCGUGCGGCCUGCCCAUGUGGCGUGUAGCUGCCUACAUUGGCCAGAACAUCGUCAUCUCCCAGGUGAUCUGGGAAGGCUUGUGGAUGAACUGCUCGGUGCAGAGCACGGGCCAGAUGCACUGCAAGGUGCACGACUCCAUGCUGGGGCUGCCGCUGGACCUGCAGGCGGCUCGUGCCUUGGUCAUCGUCUCCAUGGUGAUGUGCAUCGUGGGCAUCGGCCUGUCGGUGGCAGGGGCCAAGUGCACCAACUGCAGCCGGGACGUGAGCAGCAAGCCGCGGCUGGUGGUGUCGGCUGGAGUCACCUUCGUGGUGGCCGGGCUGCUACUGCUGGUGGCCGUGUCCUGGACGGCCCACGCCAUCGUCCUGGGCUUCUACGACCCGAUGCUGGAGGAGACGGGGAAGAGGGAGUUUGGUAACGCUCUGUACUUUGGCUGGGCGUCCUCCUGCCUCCUCAUCCUGGGGGGAGCGCUGCUCUGCUGCUCCUGCCCCCCUGCAGCUGCUGCAGCAGCCAGCGGCGGCGGCGGCGGCUCCGUGCCGCCCCGGGUGGAUUACUCUGCUGUCAAGGUGAUGUCAGUCAACGGAUACCCCAGGAGAGACUACGUAUGAACAUGUGACAUGAAGAUAAAAGGACUCAUGUUAGCAUAUUUGUGCAUAGUAGGUGGAUGUUUGGUGGCAGCAGUGCAAAUGCAACAUCAUGAGCUUGGGCAUUAAGUAUUAAUAUCUGAUGCAUGCUUGAUAAUUUGUUUUAUUGUGAGAAUUUUUCUGUAGCAGGAAUAUUAUAUUGCUGUUAACCCUUGUGCCCUCUUUUUUUUUUCCAUUUGUUGAUCAUUUUGGCUGUGUUAGAGCUUGAGGCAUGAAUUUUUGCAGGAACUUUUCUUUUUUUAAAAAGAUGAUGAUGUAUGGUUAUUUAAAAGCAGUUUUAGUGUGCAUGGCCUUUUUUGGCAUAUGGAGUAUCUGGCAUUGCAUAAAAAAUACUAAUGCAAUCAAAUCAAUUUUGUUGCUAAUCUUUGACAUAUCCAAGACUCUAAUCACCACCAAAACCCCAGCUCCCUACUACUUAUUAUAUGGGGAAAAAAUUCAUCUUUUGUGUUUUUUUGGAAGAAAUUAUGAAAAACUUCAAUAUAUUUAAACUGGCAUAUAAAAGGUUAAAAUUCUGAAAAUGAUUUAAUGUUUGGUAGUUUUGAAAAAGUCUGAAGUUGUUUAAGAGAUUUAUGAAAAAAAAAUCUGAAAAAAUAUUGAUAUAUGGUGAUAUUAUAGCAGUUUUAGUGUGCAUGGCCUUUUUUGGCCACGAGGGUCACCAGAGGGAGUAUCUGGCACUACAUAAAAAAUACUAAUGCAAUCAAAUCAAUUUUGUUGCUAAUCUUUGCUUUAUCCAAUGCUCUAAUAACCACCAAAACCCCAGCUCUCUACUAUUUAUUUUAUGGUUUAAAUAAUCAUCUUUUGUGUUUUUUUGGAAGAAAUUAUGGAAAACUUCAAUAUAUAAACUGGCGUAUAAGGGUUAAAAUUCUGAAAAUGAUUGAAUGUUUGGUAGUUUUGAACAAGUCUGAAGCUGUUUAAGAGAUUUAUGGAAAAAAAAAUAUAUUGAUGUAUGGUGAUUUUAUAGCAGUUUUAGUGUGCAUGGCCUUUUUUGGCCACGAGGGUCACCAGAGGGUAGUAUGGAGCAGGAGGGCAUAAGGCUUAAUAUUUUAUUUCAAUUAUUAUUUUUCCUAUUUUACUUUGUUCAGAGAAACAUUAAGAUGAUGUCUGAUCUUAAAUAAAUACUACGUCCAUCCAGAUUACUUGUGAUUAAAGCAAGUUUUUACAAGACUAUAAAU
Molecule: messenger RNA, 2294 nt
Organism: Centropristis striata (black sea bass)
Lineage: Eukaryota; Metazoa; Chordata; Actinopteri; Perciformes; Serranidae
Product: claudin-4-like
Exons: 1
Coding region: 412-1086 (224 amino acids)
Biological process (GO): bicellular tight junction assembly; cell adhesion
Cellular component (GO): bicellular tight junction; plasma membrane
Molecular function (GO): structural molecule activity
Source: RefSeq, a predicted model, not a curated record